Molecule: messenger RNA, 1911 nt
Organism: Uloborus diversus
Lineage: Eukaryota; Metazoa; Arthropoda; Arachnida; Araneae; Uloboridae
Product: armadillo repeat-containing protein 2-like
Exons: 14
Coding region: 1-1827 (608 amino acids)
Biological process (GO): cilium organization
Source: RefSeq, a predicted model, not a curated record
AUGUCUACCGAUAAUCCCUCAUCUCCAUUUUAUGCUCACCCUAUGGAUAGAAAAAGGAGUGUAUUGCUGGUAAAAGAAGCAAAGGCUGAAAUUAAAAAAUUGGAGUCCUACCGGCCAAUAACACCUUUUGGUCACGGAGAAAAAGUUAGUGAUUCUCCCAAAAAUUUUCUUGAAACUUCUAGAAAUGAAUGUUUUGAGUUGGAAGAAGACUUUCCUUUAGUUAUUCCAGAUGAUGCGUGUUCCAGUGAAGAAUCUAAAACAAUAGCAGAUGUAGCAUGUUUAAACAGUGAAUUGGGAGCGAUACAAGACUCCUCUCUUCAAUCUGAUAUCACAGAAAAAACAUUAAUUGAUGAAGUUUCAAAAGAAGUGGCGAAAUUCUUACCUCUGUUGGAAAAAUAUAUUAGACAAGGAAAGAAGAAAAAAGAAAAAGAUGUCAUAUCAAUAGUUUCCGAUAUAUAUCAAUUGUUAAGUUACAAUAAUGCUUUUGAGACCAAACUUACUAAUCGUAUUUCUCUGUUGAAAAGUCUUUUCAAAUUAUUAGAUGCUGCUUUUCCUGCCCUAUGUUUUAAUGUCAUAAAACUCUUGCUGGAAAUUGUUUCUGCUCUACAUUUUAUAUCUUGUAACAAAGAGGCAUGGAACAUUUUGAUUAUUCCAGCAAACACAGUGGAAAUUUUAAAAGUGUUGAAAUAUUCUAGUGAUGUGCCGGAAAUUGUCCAGAUAACAGUCAGAUUGCUCAGUAAAAUAGUAGAUGGAGAAGGAGGCUGUGAUGCAGUUGUAGAAUGCUCUGAAGAUCUAUUGCUCGCAUUCAAUCAAAUUUUGCUGACGUACAAGCUUUGCAUUGACAUAAUUGUGCAAGCUACAUUUAUAGUUGGAAAUAUUGUCUCCAGUAAUGAAAAUGUUGCCCUACUGUUUUUUACUAUGCCAACUUUCAAAAAAAUACUCAUUGACAUUUUAGAAGAAUAUGUCGGCAAGCACCUUCAGUUCAAAGGACAUGUUUCGGAACUAAUUAAAUCUGAUGAAUCUGGCGACAGGAACUGGUACCGAGACAUUUUUGAAGUUAUUACAAAGGUACUUUGCAUACUAGCAAAUGUGUGUUUGAGCCCAAAAGCAGGACUCUAUCUUGCCCAAGAAAAUCACUUGAUUAUGCAUCUAUUGAAAUAUAUUGGCAAGUACACAUCAGAAAGCAUCACCAGUGAUACUACUGUUCCUCUAUAUUCCUUUCUUGUUGUGGUUAAUAAUAUUACUUAUUUUUUGUCUCCUGAGUCUCCAAUGUGCAUUCAUAUAGCGGAAAGAAUCAUUCCACUUCUUGAUGAAAAUUUUGCAUAUGAAGUCAGGCUCGAAGCAGCAAAUAUCUCACAAAAUCUUACACGGUCAACAGAAGUGAGAAAGUUUAUUUUGGACAAAUCAUUACUACCUGCAUUUAUCAACCUUUUAAGUGAAGAUGAUAAGGAGUUUAAUGUUGUUUCUUAUGGUAUUAUGAUGAAUAUUUUACUUGACCCAGAUUCACGUAAAAUAUUUUAUGAAGAACAAGGCCUCACAAGAGUUCUGCAUAAAUUGCAUUUAUGUGGAUAUCGGGACUGGAAGAUGUCAGCACUGUUGUGUCAAAUUCUAUGGAACUAUUUUGGAGGAAGCAAUGCUGAUAAUGUGCCUAUUUCAAGAAUGGAGUUACAGCAUUUAAUAAAAUGUCUUUCUUUUUCCAUAUAUAAUGAAAAGAAUGAUGAAUUAAUCGUUUCGGAAGAUCAGGUCGCUUGGAGAAAUGAAUUUUGUCCUGUAGCGAAAAACUUGUUGCAGCUUUUGCAAUCUAAACUCCCAUCUACUUCAUCUUGACACCAUGUACACCUUUUAUAUUCGCUACCCCUCUCCCUUUCUCACUUUUUUCUUCUUUCUUCACGUAUAUUUUCUUGAUAUUUC